Molecule: messenger RNA, 3342 nt
Organism: Megalops cyprinoides (Indo-Pacific tarpon)
Lineage: Eukaryota; Metazoa; Chordata; Actinopteri; Elopiformes; Megalopidae
Product: NFIL3 like protein-like
Exons: 2
Coding region: 450-1655 (401 amino acids)
Biological process (GO): circadian rhythm; regulation of DNA-templated transcription
Cellular component (GO): nucleus
Molecular function (GO): DNA binding; DNA-binding transcription factor activity
Source: RefSeq, a predicted model, not a curated record
UUCAAGCGAGGUAAGGGUACGUCCUCGGCUGAACUUGCCGGUGGAAGAAACAAAUACGAGCUGCGGCAUCUACCGCGGAGCAGAAACAAGCAAGGCGAGGUGGGAGAACAACUGGCAUCGCUACAUCAUAUUUCUAUAGAGCCUACGUAUAGGCUACAGUUCUUUAUGAAUAUUUACAGGAGCAGCAAUCAAACUAAACUACCAACUGUUUGGUUUUUAUAGCGUUACAUGGGACAGAUUCCCACCUUAAAUCGCUGUGAAUAGCCAAUUUCCCAAAGGAGUAAGAGGAAUUUACCAUUUCUUCGCAGGAGGAGCUGUGGCUGCAGGAAAGAUUAGUCUCAAAUCUCAGGGACAGUUAGCUCUAAAGAGUCACCACCAGCCUUCACCAGCUCCAUACCUCCUUCAAGACAGAAAACCACUAAACUCGAAAAACCCCAGUCCCUCGGUCCAUGCAACUAAUGAGUGGGGUCGUCAAGGUGAUAGAGGAGAAUUCUGAAGAAAUGACUGGACAAAGUGAUGCUGUCCUGCAGGAGCUGGUGUCCCCUAUGCCGUCCAGUGUGGGGGGCCUGGAAACGGCUUCUUCAGACGGGACUCUGUCCUUCACUGACGAGACCGUGUCCAUUCUGACCUCCAGCAGCCUGCUGGCUCGUUCGCUGCUAGGCCGCACCUCGGCUCUGAAGCGCAAGGAGUGCAGCAACGCCAACUCCCUGCGCCGCAAGCGGGAGUUCAUCCCGGACGAGAAGAAGGAUGACGGCUACUGGGACAAGCGCAAGAAGAACAACGAGGCGGCCAAGCGCUCGCGGGAGAAGCGCCGUGUCAACGACAUGGUGCUGGAAAACAGGGUGAUGGCGCUGCUGGAGGAGAACGCCCGCCUGCGGGCUGAGCUCCUGGCGCUCAAGUUCCGCUUUGGCCUGGUGAAGGACCCCUCUGACACUCCCAUCCUGCCCCUCUCCGCCGCGGCCUGUGCUCCCCCGCAUCCCGCGCCACGCUACUAUCUCCCCCGCAGUGAGGGAGGUCAUCCCAGCACCCCGGCACCGCACCCUCCCCCCACUCAGGGCUGCCUGUAUGGGGGCCGAGGGGCCCGAGAAACGGGCAGCAUGUCGGAGGAUUCGGGCUUCUCCACCCCUGGAAGCUCCAGUGUGGGCAGCCCCGUGUUCUUCGAUGACCGGCUUAGCGAACACGGUAAACUGUCCCCUCGUGGCGGGGAGGAGCCAGGGUACGAACCACACCCUGGCCCAGCUGGGGUUGACUCUGCAGAGGGCAUGAAGAGCCUGCCUCACAAACUGAGGUUCAAGACUCCGGGAGCCGGGGACGGGGCGGAGACAGGAGGGCCGAAUGGAGACAGCAGGCGCAGCCCCAUGCAGCCAAUGGGAGGCCGGGAUGUUUCAAGGGAGCCAAUAAGGGGCCAAGUCCAUUUCGGCGGGGCUGAGGGUCCAGGCGCCUGGCAGCAGCAACAGCAGCAACAAUAUCCCAGGCAGGAGCAGCAGUGUUACCCCCAGGCUGGCAGUUACAGCCUUCCCCCUCCACAGAGUCAGACAGAUGCACAGUACCACAUGGAGAACAGUGUCCUCAAGUCCCAGCUCAGCUCCCUGAGUGAGGAGGUGGCCCAGCUCAAGAAGCUUUUCUCUCAGCAGCUGCUCUCAAGGAUGAGCUAAGACCGAGAGAAACGAAGAGACACUACCUCUUUUCACUGAAGGAACUGAGAGAGGGGCAGGAGACUGCAGCCUUCCCGCCAUACAGUAAGGCGAGAGAGAGAGAACAUGACAGACAUGAGCGCAGUAAAGACAUUUACCGUAUGCUGUCACUGUGCCCCAUCUACAAGACAAACUGAAAGAGGCUCGACUUCUCUAAACAUAACUGUGUACUUUUACAAGUUCCACUUUACUGUAUCAGGGACUUCUUUUCCCUGCCAAAAGUAUACAGCCACAGUCAUGUAUUGGGUUGUACAUGGUUACAAAAAGGAUCAAGGUGUUCAUUUGCUCUCUGCCUCAGACAGAGCACCGCUUCUGUCCAAACCAUUUAUAUCUCCUCACUACCUGAGCAAUACUCUGCUAACACUGUACUGUCCCUCUGUCCCUUCCCGUCCCUCAGACACUUUUGAGGACCGUGAACAUGUAAAAACACCUCCACACCUCACACUAUGUGCAUGGGUUUGUUUUCAAACAAGGAUUCUGUUGAAGGUUACGUGUAUACUUUCAACUUUUGUAUCAAGUAUCGUUUCAACUAACUGAGCUCAUGACAGCUCUCGGUACAAAUACUCACGCACAAAAGUGUUUUGCAGUGUUGAAUAUGCUAACUAACUACCGUGUUCACCCCAGAAAACCUCACAUAACCUCACCGUGACUGGAAGAAUGCAGCUUGGUUUGUCAGAUUCCACUCAAGUCUUCGCUGGAUGUUAUCUACAGCCCACAAACUAUUAAGAACUUUUGACUCACUGUAAUUACUGUAAGGUCACAAAGCAUGAAGUUAUUUCACUGACAUCACAUCACUGCACAGCUUGGUACUGCACAUCACCAAUAGUGGGUACACUGUGCACACGUACAGUUAACAUGAUCACAGUUUAAAACUACGCCUUAUUAACAAAGGGUGUUUGAUACAGCAAUUAAGCUUGAUCUGAUGUUGAAAUGUGAGCGGUCAUAUAUAGGAGAAAAAGGAGAGGAAAGGUGACUUUGACCAGACUUCAACCUGUUGCAAAAGAAUAUGCGGACAUAGCCUAAUGCAUGGAGCACUGCAGUCUUCUGUGACUUUGGAGAAGUAUUUAAACACCACGACAGUGUUGCAUGGUAGACAUGGUACAUUCCACUGAACCAAGCUGUCUCAGAGCUUGAAGUAAAAAUCAACUGGGCAGUUACCUGUUUGACCUUAUUGUUGUACUUGUAAAACACAAAGCACAAUGUGGGUCACUCUGGAUAAGAGCAUUAAGUGGGCAAAGACAGCAGCAUUGUAGAAAAGGACGUUCACAUCCAGCUCUGGGCUAAUGUCCAGCUGGUGUAACUGACUGUUCUGACACCAGUGAGGAUGUUACUGUAGAGACCAUUAAAGAAAUACUCAUCAAACUUCCUAUCAGAUAUUUCCAGUCAGCAUGGUGUUCAUGGUAACAAAGGACAACUAAAUAUUGCUCUGUAUCAUAUCAUACAAACAGACUACUGAACAAGCAGGAUUAGUUUGCAACACUGAAACCAUUCUGCUAUCUGUGAUACACCACCGUGAUAUAACACUAAGUAAACUGCUGCUUUGUAUUGCUGUUUCUGUAUGACAUCACAUUGUUCUGCGAUUACUGGCUGUAUUCUCAUGUCUAUGUAUACAGUGUUUCUUACAGUACGAUACUCAAAACAUAGUUUA